Molecule: messenger RNA, 2473 nt
Organism: Catharus ustulatus (Swainson's thrush)
Lineage: Eukaryota; Metazoa; Chordata; Aves; Passeriformes; Turdidae
Exons: 4
Coding region: 1673-2473 (266 amino acids)
Molecular function (GO): peptide antigen binding
Source: RefSeq, a predicted model, not a curated record
GCCACGGCCCCGACACACGGCUGCUGCUGCUGCUGCUGCUCUCAGCCUGCUUUGCAUAGAUAGCAAAGACCUGCUUCGUGAAAGCAUCUGUGCUGGGAGCUGACCAAGCAGCUGCCCUGACAGGCCCUCAGGGUCUAAUUCAGGUCGUUCUGUCACCUCAGUAGGUCAUGGCAUGAGAGGUGUUUGCAGUGAGGGUUUCUGAGGUCACAGAGAAAUCUCCAACUCUGUCCAUGCAGAAAUGUCUCUGUUCCACACUGCAAGGUGCCUCGAAAGCUGCACCCUUUCAGCGAUGGGAAAGGGAGAUAUAAUUUGAAUAUCCCUGAGGUUAGAAUUCACUUCUCUACAUUUUCUUCCGAUCCACAGGUUUACCCAAGCAGCCUGUGAUGUGCAUUAAGCAUCUUCAUGAAAAAUUGCAACAUCUGUGAGCAAAAAGAAAAAAAUCUGAUAGAGUAGAAAUGCUUUUCGAAUCAGCUGAGGGCACAGUCACAAUAACCUUGCAUUGCAACUGAUUGCUCCAUUUUCCAUAACGUUAGUCACAUCUACCUAUCCUGAAAAGCAGAGACCCUAGCUUAACCAUCUGCCAGUGUUGGAGGGAGACACUUUAAAGAAUGACGCCCUGAGAGUGGCGCUGGAGAUCCCAUUUCCUUUGAGGACAGGAGCCAUUCAGCAUCUUCAGCAACUCAUUGCAAUGAGCAAGUUCAGCAGAGGUGACAGGUAGGCCAUGUGAAAGGCGAGAGUGUCUGAUCCUGUAAUGAUCACAUCACGUCCAUUUUCCAUUCCAAAGGAAGAACAAAGAAAAUGAAAAGCGAUGACCAAAGUACACAAUGACACCGAGGUAGCAGUAGGUGAUAAGGGAAUGAAAGGAGCAGCUCAGAGCUCAUCAAUCUCUAAUUGACGAGUCUAUAUGAAGCAGCUACCGUGGCUGUGAAUUGGCUCAGGCUGAGCUUUCUCAGGGGCAAAGGGUUAGAGAUGAUGAGGGAGGACAUGGAAGCCCCAGGAAGGGACUGUCGUAGGAAGUGCUGUGUCUCUGGGAUCAGCAAGGAUGGUUGCAGGUUUUUUUCUCAGCGAACGUGCUAGGAAGAAUCUUCAUUUCCUUGAACAUGUAUUAACAACUUCUCUGCUCUGAAACCCGACAAGGCAGAAUCUUAGAAGGGCCCAUUGAAGGGUAAACUUUCACCUGGAAAAUCUGUGACAAUCUCAGGACCGUCCACUACUCUAGAAACCUCCUUCUAAACCAUGGAGCAGUGCAAAACUACAUGAGAAUAUUCUUAUUACACACAUUAUCGUUUCCUAUAUCACCCUUCACGUUAUUCCAGCUGGUUUUCUGUGACAAACCAGUUUUAUGCCAAGCCAAGAUGACGAGUAUGGGAUCACUCGAGUUGAUAUGGAAAAGCAGAUCGGAGUGAGGGACCUGGGAGAGAGGUAUUUGUCCCAGACAGAUGAAGAAGGGCAGGGCAGAAGGGGCACAGACACACGAGUCCCCUGUUCCCAGAGGAAAUUGCAAUGAGCCCAGACAGCUGAGAAAGCUCAGUGGGGAAGAAGCCGCUGAGCUCGCCAAUGGGCAGCACGGGGUGUGCAGCAGAGCUGGCGAUUGCAGCUGCGGAGGUGAGGAGUGCAGUGCGAGCUGAGCGGGAAGAGCCCCUUGCCAUGGCUGAGGCCGCAGAGGCACGGAAUGCUCCGAAUGCCAGUGGCUGAGGGAGCCACGGCGGCUGCUGCUGGACGAGCGAGAAACGCAGCAGGAGCAUUUCAGGCACGGCAAGGACAGGCCAUUGCUCUGCCUGCUGCCGCUGCUGCUCCCGCUGCUCCCGCACACAGUCGUUUCCGGCACCUCUGUUCUCUCGCCGCUGCGACGUGCUUUCUGCCCCUUCCUCACUCAGCAAACACGCAGCUUGCUCUCGCCAUGCACCUCGCACAUCUCAUCCUCACCGUCUUCCUGGCACAGCUCCUCGGCACCACGGGGCAGAUCACGGUCAUCCAGGAAGAUGCACAAGUCACGGUGAAGCAGGGACAUCCCUUCCACACCACCUGCAAAUACCAGACAAGUAUUAAUGCCUUGCUCUGGUACCAGCUGAAGAAAGGCCAAGCCCCCCAGCUGGUCUCCAGUCAAUCAGUGACUGGCCCCAGGCACAGCGGCCGGAUCACCACGCACCUGAACACCACGGGCAAAUACAGUGACCUGAAGGUGGAGGAAGUGCAGGUGUCUGACAGUGCCUUGUACCUGUGUGCUGUGCGAGACACCCUGGUGCAGGGAGCUUGCUCGGCUGUGCAACAACCCAGGGGAGGGAGGGGAUGUGUCAGUGAAAGGCUUCAGGUUGGGAAAGGGAUGCAGAUCUCACCCCAGUGCUUACCACAACUUGCACCCCAUGAGUGUGCAAUGUCUGAUGGUUUCCAUUACUUCCAUUCUGACACAGCACAGAACAGCAGCUUGCCAGGCUCAGAAGCAGCCCGAGUGCAGCUCACGCUCUGCUGCUAG